AUGGCCUCCGUCUUCCAUCUUCUUGGAUGCUGCUGUAGCCGCAAUAGGCAUCAGAAAUCCAAUGGUUGGGAGGAAAGUAUGCGUCUCUAUAGUGACGAAGAGGAUGUUGGACAGGAUAACACGAUGAUAAUGCCAAUGUACACCCUAAAUCAUCCCCAGCCACAAACAACCGUUCGACUUGAUUUAGCCUCAGCCGGGCAAUAUGCGGUGAUUCUGAAGAAUUGCACGAGACUGUGUGGGAGUGGCGCAGCUAGAGCAAACGUUCCCAUUGUACAGGACAAAGCCUACUUUGAAGUGAAGAUUCAGACCAAUGGUCUCUGGGGGAUUGGAUUGUGUCAUUCCAAAGCAAACAUGAACUUAGCAAAUGAUAUGCGAAGCCAGGAGACAGCUUGGGUUCUCUUCAAUGACGGAAAAAUAUAUCACAACUCCGAGGCUCUUAUGGAGUUAGAGACGAGUAUACCAGAAGAAGGUGACAUUUUGGGGAUCUACUACGACCACACAGAGCUCCGAUUCACUGUUAAUGGAGUGCCUGUCUUCUUCCAAGAUCAUGGAGUGCAAUGUUACGGUGCUACUGGAAUUCGGGGUACUGUGUAUCCUCUCUUAGCUGUGGAUCAAGGAGCUAUCCUAGAUAUCCGUUUUACUGCAUUCCAAUAUCCUCCGCGUGAAGGUGGUUACACAGAAAUUCGCCUUGAACAAAAUAUUCUUUGA
Molecule: messenger RNA, 708 nt
Organism: Rodentolepis nana
Lineage: Eukaryota; Metazoa; Platyhelminthes; Cestoda; Cyclophyllidea; Hymenolepididae
Source: the annotation of a GenBank genome assembly